This is a messenger RNA of Oryzias melastigma (Indian medaka), 2579 nucleotides long. It is a transcript of the gene antxr1b, whose product is annotated as ANTXR cell adhesion molecule 1b. The record is from RefSeq and is a predicted model, not a curated record. Gene Ontology annotation, molecular function: signaling receptor activity. Bases 442 to 2211 code for a protein of 589 amino acids. The transcript has 18 exons. NCBI's taxonomy places the organism in Eukaryota, Metazoa, Chordata, Actinopteri, Beloniformes, Adrianichthyidae. Gene Ontology annotation, cellular component: membrane.
AGUGACUUGCACUGCACAUCUUUACCACUAAAUGUCACUGGUGGGUUAGGUGUAGAUUCACCUACAAAGGGAUUGACAGAAGAAAACAAACAAUUAAAAAAGCCUGAAGCCUUCAUAGUCCCUGUAGUGCAUAUAAACCCACCAAGGUGGGGGUAAAUUCAGUUUAACUGGAUCUUUGAGCAAACUGGUGGUGCUGAACUUCUGCGAGUGAGGAGAGGGGAGAGUCUAAAGUCUCCGUUCCAGCAGCCUCCCUCCUCCUCUGCCAGCACACAUCUGCAGCCGAGGAGAUGGGACUCUAAUCCAGAGGGGAGCUCUUCAUGACUUGGAGACCAGACCUCAUGGCCCGCCACGUCCAAACAAUCUGAAAGAGUUAUUCUGAAUAAAACUGCAGCUGGAGAACUUGUGGAUUCACAGGCUGAGAGCUGCCUCAAACCUGGUGUGAUGUCCCAGUGCCGGUGCAGGCAGGUCCUGCUCCGGGCAGAAGUGAGCGUGCUGGUGGUGGUUCUGGUGGCUGGCGGCGCUGCACAGCUCUCUGAGCGAGGGGAGUCUGGAUCUUCCUGCUACGGGGGAUUUGACCUGUACUUCGUGUUGGACAAAUCUGGCAGCGUGCAGCAUUACUGGAAUGAAAUCUAUUACUUUGUUGAUCAUCUGGCCCACAAAUUCAUUAGUCCUCAGCUGCGGAUGUCUUUUAUAGUUUUUUCAACAGAAGCAAGGAUUCUCAUGCCUCUAACAGAAGACAGAGAUCAGAUCGGAGCCGGCCUGGAGGAGCUGCGCAUGGUGCAGCCAGGUGGAGACACUUUCAUGGACCGAGGAUUUCAAAAGGCCAGCGAACAAAUCUACUACAGGAGUGGAGACGGCUACCGGACAGCCAGUGUGAUCAUCGCCCUGACAGACGGGGAGCUGAGGGAAAACCAGUUUGACCUGGCGCAGAGAGAGGCCAGCAGAGCCCGGCAGCUGGGUGCCACUGUGUACUGUGUAGGAGUGAAAGACUUCAACGAAACACAACUUUCAACCAUCGCUGACAGUAAAGACCACGUCUUCCCCGUGAACGAUGGCUUUCAAGCACUGCAAGGAGUCAUUGACUCGAUCUUGAAAAGAUCCUGCAUUGAGAUCCUGGCGGUGGAACCAUCCAGUAUCUGUGAAGGAGAAACCUUCCAGGUGGUUGUCAAGGGAAACGGUUUUCUUCACGCCAGAGAUGUGCAGAAGGUUCUCUGCAGCUUCCGCAUCAAUGACUCUGUUACUUUGAUGAAGAGGCCUCUGGUAGUUGAAGACACUUAUCUUCUUUGUCCAGCUCCUGUUCUGGAAAAAUAUGGAAUGUCGGCGGCUCUCCACGUCAGCAUGAACAACGGACUCAGCUUCAUCUCGAGCUCUGUCACAAUCACUGCCGUCACGUGUUCUAACGGGACGUUUGUGGCCAUCGCGCUGCUCAUCCUGCUCCUCCUGCUCACCUUUGCUCUGCUCUGGUGGUUCUGGCCUCUCUGCUGCACUGUGGUCAUUCAUGAACCUCCCCCUCCAGUAAUGGAGGAUAGCUCUGAUGAUGAGGACGGCUAUCCACGGAAAAGGUGGCCCACAGUGGAUGCAUCGUAUUACGGAGGCCGUGGAGUCGGAGGCAUCAAGAGAAUGGAGGUCCGUUGGGGAGAUAAAGGUUCCACAGAGGAAGGAGCAAAACUGGAAAAAGCUAAAAAUGCUCGAGUCGUGAUGCCCGCCCAGGAGUACGACCCACCGCCGCCGCGGCACCACUAUCACACCCACAAAUCCUUCCGCCCACAGAAGUGGUACUCCCCCAUCAAGGGAAAGCUGGACGCUCUGUGUGUUUUCCUGAGGAAAGGAUACGACAGGGUGUCAGUGAUGCGACCUCAACCUGGAGAGAAGGGCAGGUGCAUAAACUUUACCCGGAGUCAGUCCUACCCGGAGCCGCGGUACCCCGCCUACAACCAUCCCUCCACACCCGUCUACACUUUGCCACACACGUACCCCCGCCGUGCCUCAGAGGACAGCCAGUUGCUCCAUCUUCCGCCCUCGCCGCUGUCAACCUUGCCUCCUCUGCCCUCCACUCCUCCCCCGUCCUCCAGCAGCUCCUCCAUGGACACUCCUCCACCACCAAACAGAGCCCUUCCCUUAACCAACCCUGCUCCCCCAUCUCCAACCGGGUCACUGCCACCUCCACCUACACGGCCCCCUCCACGGCCCAACCACGACAACCACUUGUGAGGAAAAGCAAAGCAAAAGAAGGGCCUUCACAGAAGACAAAAAGAGUCACUUUAUUCAUGCGAUUUGCCUCAAACUCUGACUUUAAGUUCAGUUUUUUGUUCAGAUAAAAAACUUUCAUUUGAAUUGAAAGUUACAAAAAAGAGCAGACUACUUGCACAACAAAUCUUUAAAGAGACACUGUUUUCAGAUCAUUUUUGAAUGCAAACCUUGAUUUUUUAAAUGAAAUAUUAAGAAACUUUAUUACUUGAUACAUUAAAAAUCCUAUUCCUCAUUAGGCUGAGCUCCAGCUGAAUGUUCACCUGCACAAAAAGAAAUUGUCACAAGAAUUGCUUCAAACACAGUUGUUCACUAAAUUUUGUUUGUAAAAA